AUGCAUGAUCCCUGCACUCGCGAUGACCGAAAUUCCCAGGCAUCUGGGAUGAUAAGCUCAUAUCCUGACCCUGCCGGAAUGUCUCAUAAGCAUCAUGUCGCCCAUCAUGGAGAUAUGAGUAACGAACCUGUCUCGCAAGGCGGGGAGUCAGACCUGGAGCUGUCUAGCGAUGAUGGGGGAUACUCGCUAACACCCUCACUCAUAGACGCCAUGGAGGAACUUGCUGUCCGGUGUAAUUGCCCACCAACUCAGGACGGAGAGACACAUAUCACUCACGAGCUAGCUUCCAAGGAGCCACCAGCUAUGCAAGAUCUCAGUUAUCAACCCCCCUUUCUAUUAACAGGAGAGGAUCAAAACCGACGCAAUCUCGGCUCACUCUCUAGCCUCGAUCUUUUGUGGCCGAAAUGUCCUAUCGGUAUAGAAAAUGCUCCUAUGAUCAUUAAGUGGGAGCUUCAUCGUGUCGCGCUCCAUUGCUCCAUAAACACUGCAACUAUCUCACUACUAUAUCAAGCAUCAGAAAAGGCUUUCCCGCAACGAUGCAGACUUAAGCCUCAGUUCUCAGUCAUUUGGAAGGCUAAACUUUGUCUGGGCACUCAGAAGGGAGAUCAUAAAAUUGAGCUUGAGCCUCCUGUGCUGGAGACCAGUUCCAGGCUUCGGCGAAAGUUCGGGUUUGACAGGUUUAUAGAGCUUCAGUUGCUGUCAGGCUCUCUGUCAAAGUCUUUCCGAGACGUCGAUCUAAGGAAAUCACUGGCUCGGUGGCUAGUUCACACACGCCAAGCUUUUCUCCAUCGCGAGUGGGCUGCUUUCUUCGUGCAGGAUUGCAACAUUGCACCAACCUUCCCUAAACGAGUGUUUUUGUUUGCGGAGCGAGGGCAUGGCCUCAUUCCCUCUAUGAAAAGCGAACAUGCAGUUACCGGAACCAUACGUAACCAUCGUGCUAACAUCCUAUCACCAAAGGGUGUUAUCAUGAAUGAUGGUAUUGGAAGACUAUCUCCCUCGCUUAUGCGAGAGGUGGGGAAUGCUCUUAGUCUAGAGAGCAUUCCAUUAGUUAUUCAAGGGAGAAUAGGGAGCGCCAAGGGAUUAUGGAUAACAGACAUGACUUCAGUGGGCGAUGAGAAAUGGAUUGAGAUAUACAGCUCUCAGCGGAAAUGGGCAUGUGACUGGUUCGAUCCCGCCCAUCGCACUCUUGAGGUUUUUGUCCCUAUCCUGGAGGCCGGAGCAAUCGAUAAAGAGUUGAUGCGAAAAACUAUCGUCCAACAUAUGGCUGUUCAACUCAGGAGCGACUUGGAACGUGCAAAGAAUGCCAUGAGGCAGCCUGAGAGUCAAGGCGACUCAGGGUUCGUUGGGGGACUGCCUAAGGAUUUUGCAGAUAUCAUGAACUUCCUCGUGGACGGGGGUUUCGAUCCGUUGAAGCUUCAGUUCCUCAACGAGCUUGACAAGUUGAAUGUCAAGGUACUAGCGGCCGAUGAAGUCCACCUCUGCUUCUCAUCUAUCUUCAAUGAUGGUACCAGAGAGCUACACGACCUAGAAGGAAUGGAUGUACUGGUCGGCCGCUGCCCUGCGCACCUUCCAAGCGACAUACAGAAAGUGAAGGCUGUCUUCAGACCGGAGCUCCGCCACUUGAAAGACAUUAUCAUAUUCCCUUGCACAGGAGACAAACCGCUCGCGCAAAAGCUAUCGGGUGGUAAUUACGACGGUAAUAGGGCGUGGAUCUGUUGGGAUCCGGAUAUGGUCAACAAUUUUGAGGGUGUUGAUAUACCACCUAAGCCUUCGUUUGAAAGGUAUUUCCUGCCAAAUACUCGACAAUUAGGGGGCCUUUUUUCUUGCCAUGGCAAAAAGCAUUUUCUGGAUCGAUUAUUGGAAGAGGCCUUUGCGUUUCACCUUGCGCCCACCUUUAUCGGCAUUUGCACAAGCCACAAGGAAAAGCUGGCCUAUCACAAGAACAGCAUCAGCGAAGAGUCUGUUAUCAACCUAAGCUGGCUUCUCAGUGAUCUUGUGGACCAAGAUAAGAGUGGCUUUGUGUUCAACGAAGACAUUUGGCGACGGAUCAAGAGGGAGAUGGGCGGUGGCAUGUUGGAUCUGGCUCCACCGGCGUACAAAGCGAAUACAAUCAGAUACCUCCCGGAGACUUGCCAUAUAAUCGACUACCUCAAAUUGACCUUCUCUAAGAUUAUUCGAGACGGGUUGGUGGAUUUUGGAAAGACCCUGCUGGUGAAGGAUGGCGACGAUGGCAUAUCAAGACCAACAACAUUUGACGCAGACCUCACUGGCUACUGGAAUAGCUUUGAAAAAGAAGCGGACGAAUUCAUGCGCCGACAUCGUCUUUCAUCUACUUGGACUUCGGAGCUUCGCUCAAACUUGACGCUGGAUAUCGAAGCUUGCGUCUCACUUUGGGUCAAGUCAAUGAAUUCCAGUAGAUCAUAUAUCGAAAAAGCCGUUCCAGCAUGCGAAGCAUGGCGCAAGAUCGUUCCGAGGGUUGAUUGCAAGUCAGAAGUGGCUUUGGCGGUGAUGUGGUCACUGAGAAGGCAGCCUUUUCCCCAGCCGGAUCUGGAUAUCUGGCAGCUGCUGAAAGCCAGUCUAACUUUCAAACUACAUCAUCAACGUUCUUGGUUCGUGUGGCAGGUUUCAGGCCGCCAGCUCCAGUUUAUCAAGGCGUCCAAGGGAGCAGCUUCAGGACAGAGGCCAAUCCCAGUUAUUGAGAAUAUGUACCGGGUUCUGCGGCCGGAUGGCAAGCGAAUCACCAAACUUGAGAUGGACCAAGAUCGAGGGCCAGGGCAAGACGGUGAAGAAACAGACAUGCUGGACUUGUAG
Messenger RNA from Fusarium vanettenii 77-13-4, 2811 nucleotides. RefSeq lists its product as uncharacterized. Gene Ontology annotation, cellular component: nuclear RNA-directed RNA polymerase complex. The transcript has 9 exons. The record is from RefSeq and is a predicted model, not a curated record. Gene Ontology annotation, molecular function: RNA-directed RNA polymerase activity. NCBI's taxonomy places the organism in Eukaryota, Fungi, Ascomycota, Sordariomycetes, Hypocreales, Nectriaceae. Gene Ontology annotation, biological process: siRNA processing. The coding region runs from base 1 to 2811 and encodes 936 amino acids.